GCGUUCUCAGGUUUGUUGAUGCGAAUGUAUCAGAAGUCCGCUCAAGCGCUAUCCGAGUACCGAGAAGUCCUCACAGCUCCCCGCAAGUUUCGGAUGCUUCUCGGAUUGAAUUUAUUAGCUUUCGGGGUGGAACUUCUUAUAUUUGCAGGGUUAAUGGACAUACAGUACUCUUAUCUUCGAUACAAGCUGGGAUGGGGCGAUAAGGAGUACGGAUGGUUUAGUGGACUACAGUACGGUAUAACCACUCUCACAGUAAAUUUUACGUCAUUUUGUUACCUACUGGUUAUGGUUGUCUAUCCGCUCCUGUACAUUCGUGGAUUCACUGACGGUAUUCUCGGAUGUCUUGGCCUACUCGCAAAGGUUAUAUCCUUAGUGAUGCUCGCCUUUGUAGCCAACACUGGAAUGGCCUACUCAGUAAUCGGUAUUUCUACUAUAUAUACUCUAGUUAGGCAAUCGCCCUCGGACCUUCCUUUUUCAGCGUUUACGUCAUUGAACCGUUUUGUCUCAACCGGAUUCCGAUCUUUCAUUUCCAGUAUCAUAGAAACCAAUGAGCAAGGUAAAGUUUUCUCUGUGAUCGCAUUGUUGGAGGGUGUAACUGGAAUUCUUGCUAGUACAAUUUUUAACAAUCUUUAUCCGAAAACGCUACAUUUCUUCCCUGGUUUGUUAUACCUCGCAAGUGCUGCGCUCCUGCUGAUUCCUCUUGGGAUUCUUGGGUAUGCCAUACAUUACUUGAAUCAUUGA
Haemonchus placei is the source of this 741-nucleotide messenger RNA. The record is from the annotation of a GenBank genome assembly. NCBI's taxonomy places the organism in Eukaryota, Metazoa, Nematoda, Chromadorea, Rhabditida, Trichostrongylidae.